This is a messenger RNA of Lycium barbarum (goji berry), 3030 nucleotides long. RefSeq names its product splicing factor Cactin-like. Bases 97 to 2085 code for a protein of 662 amino acids. The transcript has 3 exons. Gene Ontology annotation, biological process: mRNA cis splicing, via spliceosome. The record is from RefSeq and is a predicted model, not a curated record. Gene Ontology annotation, molecular function: protein binding. NCBI's taxonomy places the organism in Eukaryota, Viridiplantae, Streptophyta, Magnoliopsida, Solanales, Solanaceae. Gene Ontology annotation, cellular component: cytoplasm; spliceosomal complex.
UGUCUCCGACUAAACAUAACUUCCAUUCCGAAGCGCUUAAAAGGCUAAACUGUGCAAUUUCUCAUCUGAUUAUUCAAUCCCUCCGCCGCCGCCGCAAUGGGUUCCUCCGGCAAACGACGCCGCCGAUCUUCAUCACAAUCCUCCGAUUCUAACACCAACUCCGAAUCCGACUCAUCUCCACCACCUAACCGCCGUCACCGCCGCAACAAAACCCUAGACCGCCGCCGCAGCAGCAGAUCGAGAAAUCACGGCGACGAAGAGAGCAGUAGUAGCGACAGCCACGAUGACGAGCGAGAGCCAAACAAGACAAAAAAGAAGAAAAUCACUGAUGAAGAAAUUGCUCUAUAUAUGGCUAAGAAAGCACAAAAAAAGGCAAUGAAAGUAGCUAAGAAGUUGAAAUCAACUCAGAAACAAGUUUCCGGUUACUCUAACGAUUCAAAUCCAUUCGGAGAUUCAAAUCUAAACGAAAACUUCGUGUGGCGUAAGAAAAUCGAACGUGACGUUACACGUGGCGUGCCACUGGAUAACUUCUCUAUAAAGGCUGAGAAACAAAGGCAAAAAGAAAGAAUGGCUGAAAUUGAAAAGGUUAAGAAAAGGAGAGAAGAAAGGGCUAUUGAAAAAGCCCAAAGAGAAGAGGAAUUACAGUUAUUAGCCCGAGAACGGGCCCGGGCUGAGUUUCAAGAUUGGGAGAAGAAAGAAGAAGAGUUUCAUUUUGAUCAGAGUAAAGUUAGGACCGAAAUUCGACUUAAACAGGGUAGGGUUAAGCCUAUUGAUGUACUUAUUAAGCAAUUAGAACCGAAUGGUGAGUUUGAUGUGGAGAUAGAAGAGCCUUAUGUUGUGUUUAAAGGUUUGGGUAUUAAAGAAAUGGAAGAAUUAAAAGAGGAUAUUAAGUUACAUAUUGAUUUAGAUAGGGAAACGCCGUUGCAUAUACAGUAUUGGGAAGCGCUUUUAGUGGUUUGUAAUUGGGAAUUAGGUGAAGCUAAGAAAAGGGAAGCGAUGGAUAAAGCGCGAGUAAGGGGUGAGGAAUUGCCGGGUGAAUUAGAAGAGAGGGGUUUGCAUUCGAGUAUUGAAACGGAUGUUAAGUCGUUGUUGGAAGGGAAAGGGUAUGGUGAGUUAGAAGCAUUGCAGUUGCAGAUCGAGUCACAAAUGAGGUCUGGUACUGCUAAAGUAGUGGAGUAUUGGGAAGCUGUUCUUAAACGGCUUCAGAUUUAUAAGGCUAAGGCUUGUUUGAGGGAAAUUCACGCGAAAAUGCUGCGUAAGUAUCUUGAACAUCUUGAGAAACCAUUGGAGAGAGGUGAUGUAGAGGUGGAAGAAGAGACAUUGAGGACUAACGAGGAAGACGUGGAUAAUGAGCAGAAUGAUGCUCAAGCUAUGUCUCCGGAGCCGUUCUUGAAUGAGGAGGCUAAGGAGAAAGAGGAGGAGGAGGAGGAAGAAGACGAUGAUGAUGCGGGUUCUUAUUCGCCUGUGUUAAUGCACGGGGAUGAUAAAGAAGAAGCAGUUGAUCCUGAAGAGGACAGGGCAAUACUCGAGAGGAAACGUAUGGCUGUUUUGGAAGAGAGACGUGCCCAAGAUAAGGUUUUGCCACCACCAACUCCUGCGGAAGACAACUUUGAGAAGAAGGUUUCUAAAACUAUGGGAGCAAUGGAGGAAGGGGAUGCAGUAUUUGGCUCAAACGACGAAAUUAAUCUUGAUUCGCAGGUGUACUGGUGGCAUGACAAGUAUAGGCCAAGGAAACCAAAGUAUUUCAAUCGUGUUCAUACUGGUUAUGAAUGGAACAAGUAUAAUCAAACUCAUUAUGAUCAUGACAACCCACCUCCAAAGAUUGUGCAGGGAUACAAAUUCAAUAUCUUUUAUCCUGAUCUUGUUGACAAAGCAAGAGCUCCAACUUAUGUCAUAGAGAAGGAUGGAGAUAGUGCUGAUACUUGCAUCAUAAAAUUCCAUGCUGGCCCUCCCUAUGAGGAUAUAGCUUUCCGAAUUGUUAACAGGGAAUGGGAGUACUCUCAUAAGAAGGGGUUCAAGUGUAUAUUCGACCGAGGAAUUCUGCAUUUGUACUUUAACUUCAAACGUCACCGAUACCGUCGUUGAUGAGCCUCGAGAAGCACACAGGUUGUUGCAAAGCUCAGUGUUUUGUUAUUUAUUUCUUGUUUAUGUAUUUGUUAGGCCCGCUGGUACGUGAUGUUCAUUCAUGAAGGAAGAAUUAUGUCAACUGGCUCUAAAGUGUGAUACAAAUCCGGAGCUCUUCUGAUUAACUUAUGCUAAUGCUGAAGUGGAGUCACUGUUGGCUGAAAGAAUUGGUGGCCGGGCUUAUACAUGACACAACACCUCGAAGAUAAGCAGCAAGAUAUGGCUUAGACAGUACGAUUUAACUGACAGUAAGGCGGCGUGAUCAUGAUGGCGAAGACGGGCACAUGAAGAACUAACUCAUUGAUCAGCUCCAAUAGGAUGAGAAUGACGGUGACAGAAUUGCUCUUAUGUUGUAGCCCAUGAAGAGCUAAUUAAGAAGCAAGUCCAAAGAAGCGAUCGAUGGCAUAAAACAAAUUUAUCGACUUGUUCAGUAGUUUGAGACGCACACACAAGGAGCCUACUGUUUUGGUAGCCAUAGCAAUAUAAACCAACCCAGUACACUGAGCUUCCAUCCGUUCCGGAGAAGGGUCGGACCAACCAAGUCUUAUGUAUGUACGGAGCCUUACCUUAUGAAAUAUCUUCCUAAAGCCUUGAUCAUGAAUUGUCAAAGGGUCCAUUCUGGUUGUCAUUUUCUUCUUUCGUGUUCGAGUGCGAGGUGAUAUGGAAGAAAUUAUUGUGAAACCAAUUAUUGUUAUCAUCGUAUCCAAGAGAAGGGCCAGGAGAUCUUUGUAUAUAUGAAGUGUCCAUCUCUGUUAUGAUCAUUAUUAGAUUUAGGGGAAUGUCCUUUGACAAAGAUGGAGUUCACACUGCUUUCUCUUUUAUGGUUAGUAAUGGGGCUAUUUUAUAGUUGCCACACAACAUGCAUCUUCCUAAAUUAAUGUCAUAUUCUAAGCUGUUAUCGUCCAA